UGGGCUAUAAAACAAACUAAGUACUCCAGUUAAAAUUCUAGGAACGAUCGAAUCACACCUUACUCAUACAGCACAAAUCACCUAACCUCUUGAGCGAAGUCUAAUCUGGACGUUAUGGUACAUGCAGUGUAUCCUUGACCGGCUGUGUACAAGUGUACACAUGUACUGGCGUUUUCUUUGUCUAUAUAAUGCAUAACCAAAGAAAGAUGUAGAGGGAAAACACAUGUUAUUUUCGAGAAUUUCGUCCAUCUUUCUUGGAAAACAUGGUCCACAUUUUACGGUAAAAGUUGUUCUAAAGGAAAAAAUAAAUCCACUGUUUUCGUGAUGUACGUGUGUACGUUUCAUAUUAAUUUAACCCGCGUCCGUGACGGAUCGACCCAGUGUGUUGGUCAAUGUACAGGCUACCUUGAACUCUUCGACUUUUCACCCGAUUGUGACUGUACGUCGUUAUAUUGUGAUAUGUAUUGUGCCACUGCCGCCACAAAGUAGGCCUACCUACGAACGACAGGUUGUCUACAGCUGUCAAAAUAUUGGAGUAAUCAAGCAGAAAAGAGAACAUGGACACAAAAUCACUACAGAGUCUGCUCAGCGAUCCGAGCCACUAUGCCAAGGCGUUCAAAGUCUUCUGCGCUCGGUCUGCCAAAUUCAGGGUGUACUCUGACUGGGUGGACGGUGUGUUUAGCGAGGCGGUGGUUGGUAAGCUCCAGGCCACAAUGGACGGACGAGAAGAGCUACGGGUCCUUGGAGUGGGCAGUGGGUCAGGUGAAAUGGACUGUGCGAUGUUGGAGAAGCUGAAGAGGCGAUUUCCACGCAUCAACAAUCGUGUAGUUGAGCCUUCUCGGGAGUUGCUUGGCAAGUACAAGGCAUUGGCUCAAUCCAAGGCUCACGAACUACAAAGUGUCGAGUGUGAUUUUCGGCAGCAGACGCUCGAGCAAUACGAGAAGGCGGGAGAUGCGACCAAGUUCCACUUCAUCAGCGCAGUUCACUGCAUGUACCACCUGCACGACUAUGACAGCUCCCUGGAGUAUCUGUACAACUGCCUGAUCCCUGGCGGAGCAAUACUUGUGAUCCAUAUGUCAGAAAACACUGGAUUGAGUCGGUAUAGGACACGCUUUCCAUGUCUUCAACCGAGCGACCAUAACUACAGCACUUCGGCCGACAUACGCAGCUCCUUAGACCGUCGUGGCAUACCAUUCACGCAGCACCCCUAUCCAGUGCGCCUAGACAUCACCAAGUGCUUCGACCAAGCUUCGGAGGAAGGCGGCCUGCUGCUGGAUUUCCUCACCUUUCACGUGAACUUCAGGGAAACAGCGCCUGAAGAUUUGCAAAGAUCGGUCAUAGAGUGUUUCGGUGGCAGCGACUGUUCGGAGAGGAAAAAUGAUGCCAUUUAUCUGAUCAUUGACUGGGAUGCAAUUGUUAUAAGCAAGCCUAAACACUAACGAAACCACAUAAUAAUAAUUAUCUAGUGAGUGACUGCGUGCGAUUUUUUCUCUUCAGCAUAAUGCACAAGACUAGUGUUCAGUAGCUUCUCAUUCACUUGACUAUCACGGCGAAAUUUGCUCCGUGCUCUUUCAAAGAUCCCGCCUGUUUCAGUUUGUCUAGGAUAUCCGAUUCGUAAGUGUGACGUCAUUCCAACUUGACCAUGCGUACUGCUCACAGUGGUGUAGCAUUUGAACCAAUGGAACCAGAAGUAAGUGCAACUUGACCGCUAUGUGAUCAGUGGUGCGUGCACGUGUAUGGUAAGACUAUGGAGCUUUAUAGCCCCAUGGUAUGACGAAGUCACUGCACACACAGCCAAGAACCGAACACUUCGCCCAAACCAUGGAGGACACACCCCACACAGACGUGUUGAUUACUCGAUGCUUAGGGACACAAGGACUUUAAAACGAACAAAUCCAAUUUCCAUUCGGUCUAUUGUCAUACACGGUGACCAACGCGUCCUUUGAGACAACAGUCGCGCGCCAAGGAAAAGGACGCAAAAACACUUUUGGUAAUAAUCAAGUUCAAAGGUUUUGUGCUCCCAUUUCUAAAUUGCAACGGCUGAAACUUUGACUCAUGAAAUUCGUUAAUAAUUAAAAUAUUGUGCAUGUUUAUUUCAAAGCAUUACUUAAUUUUGACGUUAUUUACAUUUUUAUGCUAACGACCUUUCACCGGGAACUCCCCCUGUCUUAAACUUGCGCUUAAGCGGCAUGUUAAAUCAUAACGUCCUUAAGUUUGCUGGAAAUAAACUUGGCUUUACGUACCCAAUUCAGUGGGUCGUUAGCGCACUUGGAACAUAUUCUGUUACAUUAAUAUUACAUGCUAACACCCUUUUGCUGGAAAAAAUAAUGAAAAACCUCCUCCCGUCUGAAGUUGCAUACUGUUAAUUACGUCAGAAUGACGCAGCUCCUUGAGACAAAAAUAAUGUAUAUCAAAUGAAAGAUAUUUCAAUGCUCUAUCGAUUACCCGAAUAAUCCAAAUUUGCCCCUUGCCGGCGACCCAUUUUUCGCCCUAGCGACCUUCUUCCACGCACCCGAACUGUUGCAAUAAAUAAUAAUAAUAAUAAUAAUAAAAUAA
Molecule: messenger RNA, 2556 nt
Organism: Patiria miniata (bat star)
Lineage: Eukaryota; Metazoa; Echinodermata; Asteroidea; Valvatida; Asterinidae
Product: histamine N-methyltransferase-like
Exons: 4
Coding region: 558-1439 (293 amino acids)
Source: RefSeq, a predicted model, not a curated record